AUGGGUCCCCGGUUAUUGAUAACACAAUUUGCCCGAUGGGAUCCAUCCCAGCAACGUGCACCUCGUGGAUAUAGUGACUGGAGAUACAACCGACGGCCCGGCCCGAAGGACAACAAACGAUGUGCUCGUUAUCGCCGAGAGAAUAGGAAGCCGAGCACCACCCUUUCACUUGACAACGCGACAUCAACCAGGGAGAAAGGCUUACUUCUCAACUUUCCAUCCUCCAUCCACCCUAACCUGCCGUGUUGGGGAAACCCCUAAUGAGUGGGACCUGUAUCCAUGAGCCCCGUGCCCCUUCCCCCUCCCUGUCAGGCUUCAGCACCCCCAUCUCAGAAACCCCCUAUCGAAGAAUCGAUGGAGACACCCCUGCCUGCACCCCCGAAACGGACCUGACCCCCACACAGUGUGUCCUCCGUAACGUGCUGUCCAUCGACACCGGUGGACCGGGGGCGCCGAGCGGCAGCAGCCCCACUCCCAGCGAUGGACCCUCAGCCCACUUUGACAACAGCGUGCUAAAACUACAUGAACAUGAGGCCUGCCAGUGCGGCGGCGGCGGCGCCGAGGCCGGGCACAGCCCAGAGGCUGGUGCUGUCCGGAGCCAGUCGGAGAACAUUCGGCUACAAUCAGGAAGUGGAGGGUUUUUUGAGGGACUGUUUGGGUGCCUAAAACCAGUCUGGACCAUGAUUGGAAAGGCCUACUCCACUGAACACAAACAUAGCCAUGAAGGUAUGUGACAGUAAAUGCUUCACCUCUGCUCUUCGGCCCUCUGCUGAGGGCAAGUGUAUUUAACAAAGAAAGAAAAGUCAGACCAGUUUGCGACUUAAACAUGUCAUGUAAUCCCUGUUUGAAAUUAUUGCUGUGCCCAUGCGUAACCAUGGAGAUGCACAGU
Molecule: messenger RNA, 889 nt
Organism: Cyclopterus lumpus (lumpfish)
Lineage: Eukaryota; Metazoa; Chordata; Actinopteri; Perciformes; Cyclopteridae
Product: mitogen-activated protein kinase kinase kinase 12-like
Exons: 2
Coding region: 261-734 (157 amino acids)
Source: RefSeq, a predicted model, not a curated record